AUGAUCUAUCCUUUCAUUCUCCUGUCACUUACUUCCAUUGCCGAAGCAAAUUAUUUUUCAUCCGACCCGUUUCAGUUCUCAACUAGUUGUGAUCCUAAUCUCGAAACCACCACAACGGAAGUGGCUGAAACCUCUACUACUCCCUACCACCCAAUGGCAUGGGAUUUCAAAGAUUUCACUCAUAGUUUAACCCAAGAACAAUCGUUCAACGAACUUAUGUAUCUCACUACAAACGGACUGGUGAAUAACAUAUGUACAGGGUGA
Molecule: messenger RNA, 264 nt
Organism: Caenorhabditis elegans
Lineage: Eukaryota; Metazoa; Nematoda; Chromadorea; Rhabditida; Rhabditidae
Gene: Y38E10A.1
Exons: 3
Coding region: 1-264 (87 amino acids)
Source: RefSeq, marked reviewed